Trichomycterus rosablanca is the source of this 7641-nucleotide messenger RNA. It is a transcript of the gene apbb2b, whose product is annotated as amyloid beta (A4) precursor protein-binding, family B, member 2b. Lineage: Eukaryota; Metazoa; Chordata; Actinopteri; Siluriformes; Trichomycteridae. Gene Ontology annotation, cellular component: nucleus; cytoplasm. The record is from RefSeq and is a predicted model, not a curated record. The transcript has 19 exons. Gene Ontology annotation, molecular function: transcription factor binding; amyloid-beta binding. Bases 310 to 2967 code for a protein of 885 amino acids. Gene Ontology annotation, biological process: regulation of DNA-templated transcription.
CACCACCAGAACACACACGCACAGAGUGAAAGAUAGAGCCAGAGAGAUAGAGAGCAGGCGAAAGGAAAGACGCUUAAGGUACAGAUCUCCAGCGGAGUGUGACGGGCGCACUCGUACCCGGACCCAGCGCCAGUAUUCCCUCGACGUGCCGCGUUCGCUCCGAUUGGCCGGGACUCGGAUGAUGCACUGACUGACUACGCCAUGGCCCGAGAGGCUCUGUGGAAAUACCCACAAUCCUCAGCUCUCUGAUUUACAGCAGAUUUAACUGCUGAUCAACAAACUCGAACCGAAACCUUUCUGUGUUCAGCUAUGAUGUCGGUCUGCGUCCCCUCGCCGCAUAGCUCCUCCCCUUCCAUGGACGUGGCCAACUGCAACAGUCCGGCUGUGACCCCGCCCACCUCCCUCAGCCUCCGCUCCUCCCACAACCAACUGCUCAGCGGCGAUGUCGCCAAUCAGGGCCAGGCCACUCCCCCCAAGUGUCGUAAGAAAUACGCUCUAAUGAGCAUCCAGAGUGCCAUGGGGCUCGGUGAAACCCCGGCACCGCCUCCAUCGUCGUCGUCAUCGGCGGCGGCGCCACCGUUGGCGUCGUCUCCCUCGUCCUCCAAUCCGAAGCUGGCGAAGAACGGCGCCAACCAGCUACGCAAAGCGGCCGAGCUGCAGGACCAAAACAGAAACUCGGCGAACGAAGACGGACAGGGAAACCCCGCGGCCGACGACGAGCUGGAAUGUAGCACGGACAGCCAGACGGAGCCGGACGACCUCGAGGGCAUCGGCGCGCCCGCCGACGAGGAGGCCAGCGAUGACGGCGACAGCGAGGAUCAGGUUCAGGACUCGGACCUGAACCCUUUCGAGGAGGAUCCGGAUGAGCUUCUCAUCCUAUCAGAAAACACCGAGCUGGACAGAAGAUCCCCGCAGCUCCGGAUGACCAAGAUCCUGGUGGAGUCGAACGUGGACGACCUUUCGCUGGACCGCACCUGCGAGGAGGAUGACGUCAGGCUUCCGUUGCUGACGCAGAAGAAUCUCAGCCCUCCGUUACAAAGGAAACAGCACAGCCCAGAGGACACGCCUCUGCUGUCUGUCGGCUCUUCAUCCUUAUCUUCCUCCCCCGAGACCAAGAAAGACAGGCCGCGGACCGGCGCCAAAACGGACCGCGCGCUCCAUCGGAUUCAGAACCUGCAGCCCAGUGAUGAGGAGUCCAGCUGGACCACGCUGUCCCAGGACAGCACGUCGCUGGGGUCACCUGAGGAAACCGAUAUCUGGGGGGAACCAUCGUUCCAGACGGACCCGGAUCUGCCUCCGGGAUGGAAGAUGAUGACCGACAUGGCUGGCAUUUAUUACUGGCACAUACCCACUGGCACCACGCAGUGGGAGAGACCAGGCCCGUGCCAACCCGCACCCACCGGCCCUCAGCACAAUACACGCAAACACUCGCUGGCUUCUCUUUCCCCUUCGCCCACUCCUGACGAGGUGUCUCAUGCAGAUGUGUUCUUUGAAGCAGCCUGUUGUUCGGGUAGCACCACCUCGGACAGCUCCACAGAUCCAGUACCAGCGCUCGCACCUGUGGGUCCCGACCCCGCCCCUGCCCCUCUUCUCUCCUCAAACUCCUCGUCUUCCUCCGAUGCCAAUGUUCCGAGCUGCGGUUUUGUCAACAGCUGCUACUUUCCUCGAUCCUCGUCGCUGCAGAUCACGACAGAGAAAGACAGAUACGCCGAGAGACGCCAUCGAGAGGAGGAGAGGAAACAGCCCUGGAGUGAGUUUGCAGUGGGAAAGAUUGAUAGUGAGAUUUGGAAGGACCUGCAGGCGGCUACCGUGAACCCUGACCCCAGCCUGAAGGAGUUUGAAGGCGCCACUCUUCGCUAUGCCUCCCUCAAGCUACGAAAUCCUGCUCCGGUUGAGGAAGACGACUCCAGCAGCAGUAACAGUGACCCUGAAGCCAAGUGUUUCGCGGUGCGCUCUCUAGGCUGGGUGGAAAUGGCCGAAGAGGACCUGGCACCAGGGAAGAGCAGCGUCGCUGUUAACAACUGCAUCCGCCAACUCUCCUACUGCAAGAACGACAUCAGAGACACGGUCGGGAUAUGGGGAGAGGGGAAGGACAUGUAUCUGGUUCUGGAGAACAACAUGCUAAACCUGGUCGAUCCGAUGGACCGCAGCGUCCUUCACUCUCAGCCAAUCGCGAGCAUCCGUGUGUGGGGAGUGGGCAGGGACAACGGCAGGGAUUUCGCCUACGUGGCUCGUGAUAAAAACACCCGGAUCUUAAAAUGUCACGUGUUUCGGUGUGACACGCCCGCCAAAGCCAUCGCCACCAGUCUGCAUGAAAUCUGCUCACGGAUCAUGGCAGAGCGGAAAAUUGCCAAAGCCAUGGCGGGAGGAUCGCUGCAGGACAGGAGCCACUCCGGACUUGACGUCCCACUGCAGGCAGAGUUCCCAACACCUAAAACCGAACUGGUGCAGAAGUUUCAGGUGUUGUACAUCGGCAUGAUGCCAGUAGCCAGACCUAUAGGCAUGGACAUCCUCAACGAUGCUGUGGACAGUCUGAUUGGAUCAUCAAACCGGGAUGACUGGAUCCCAGUGCUGCUCAACGUAGCCGACGCUACUGUCACGGUCAUGAAAGAAAAGGUGGAAGAGGAAGUCCUGGUGGAGUGCCGUGUGCGAUUCCUGUCCUUCAUGGGUGUAGGGAGGGACGUCCACUCGUUCGCCUUCAUCAUGGACACGGGCAACCAGCACUUUGAGUGUCACGUGUUCUGGUGUGAGCCCAACGCCGGCAGCGUGUCCGAGGCCGUGCAGGCUGCAUGUAUGUUGAGGUACCAGAAGUGUCUGGUGGCGCGUCCGCCGUCCCAGAGGUCCUGCUCUCAGGCUCCGCCCUCCGACUCGGUGACACGCCGCGUCUCCACCAGCGUGAAGCGCGGCGUCCUGUCGCUGAUCGACACGCUGAAGCAGAAGAGAUCCGUCAGCGAGCUGCCGCAGUAGCGCAAGCACACAGAGACUCGCGCGUCCGUUCAUUCAGCAUGCUCACACGCUCACACUCUUCCAUAUACACACACACACACACACACACACACACACACACACACACACACACCGCUCACGAUCCAUCUGUAGUCCGCGGCGCCGUGGCUCCGCCCCCCCCCGGGCGUCGGCCCUCUCGUUAUGUGCUAACGUGCAUGGAGGAGCCGCAUCUCUUUAGCAUGUCACAAGCGAUCAAACAUCCCCGCGAGUGUGUGAACCGUAGAGAACGAGGGAGUGUAACGCCGCCGCUCAUCAGAACUUCACCCAGCAUGCACUUUUACUUCUUCCUGUGUCAAAAAGACGGAACCAGAGGAGGACGUACAGACGGAUGGACGAUUAAACAAAAAGCUGAGUUAGAGUGAGUGUAUACAGAUCAAAGCUUUCACCAAAAAGCAAUGAGCCGGUUUCUGUUCCCCCGAGUUCGAGAGGAACGCAGACGUGGACUCGUCUGAUCAGAGUCGACGUGUGGAUGUGAGAUUUUUUAUUGCCUCUGUUAAGAUGCCUUUUGUCUCUAUGAAGCCGGGACUUCUCGAUGGACCUCACGAUGCCAGUAUGCUGGUCGGUUCGUCGCCCAGGAUCGGAGCAGAGAGCGUUCCAGUCGAGAGCUUGUACUGGACAUGAACCUGUGCUCUGAAGCACACAAAAGAUGAGCCUUGAAGCUUCCUAAAGCACCCGUGAAAACAAUACUCCCACCUAGGGGAACGUCGAAAACCCAGAUAGUGAACAGGACAGUCUGAGGAACAAAACCCGUCCGGUCGCCAGGAGUCGGAAUGAACGCGGCGCUGAUUUGAAAUCGUUUCCUUGUACUGAGGAGACAGAAAACUGGAAACCUGUUCACACACACGGCUCACUUUUCUUAAUGGAGGUGGUUCAGGGAGGUUGGUUGGGUCGGUAGUCAAACGUUUAUGCAGUUUUGUGAACAGUCGACGUCCUGGACGUCCAGUCCGGCAGCGCCCCAUACACACAUAUGGAAAAAAGUAUUGGGACACCACUUUUGAUGAUUUAAUUAAUGUGUUUUAGCCACUGAAAUUAUUCAUUAUUAUUAUUAAGGAAAUUAUAAAAUGCUCCCUCGGUUUGAAUCUCGGCUCUGCCACCGGUUGGCUGGGCGCCAUCUAGCGCGCACCACUGACAUUGCCGUCAGCAGACAAUGGGUGUGUUUGAAAACCCAGUGAGCUGCCUUGCUGUCUUACUGCCUACACAGGCAGCUGCCUCAGUAGAGACGAUUCUAAUAAGUCAAUGACUUAUAAGUCGGGUUAUUCGAACGUCCUACUUAAGACAGCGAUUCCAUCGGGUCAGCUCGCUAGCAUGUCACCUAACAUCUCCCUUCGAAAGCGGUUAAAUUAGCUGACAAGCCCGAACUUGCAAAUAAAAACACUUGUGCAAGUUUAUACAAAUAAAAAAUCUAUAAUUUUUUAUUUACGUUUGAAAAUAAAUCUUUUUCUCCGCACCGUCAGCCAUGUUUUUUUUUUUUUCUGUGAGAGAAGAGCUGCCGCACUGAAUGCUGGGAUUGCCUUGAUCACUAAGGACGCUUCCGAUGCUCACUCGUUCUUGAGUCAAAAUAACAUUGAAAUUUUAAGAUGCCUAACUAGACAGCCUAUUAAGGCAUCUAGGAUUUGGAACAGCCUCCUUCUCGGGAGCGCGCGUAGAAAUAUGUAAAAUGUGUCUAUGUAGAGAGAUCACCAGCUUUUUGAACACACCCAAUAAUUGGCCACCAUGUCUGCUGGACACGGGUUGGAUCUUCAAACGCUGUGUAAGGACCUUGAUUAGCAGAUAACGAGGCACCUGAGCGAAAAAGGGUUUCGCUAAGGACUGCACAUGGGUCGGAGCAGCAAUAUACCCACCUUGAAUGCGAUCAGGGAUCCCCCAGCAGCGGAAGACAGAUCUCCCAAGAAAAAGGGGAGAAAAUGCGUAAAUAAAUAGAUAAAAAAAUGACACAAAUGUGUUAAACAUGGCAUUAAAAUGUAAAUAAAUCAAUAAAUACAAUGGAAAUUAUAUUUCAGCAGGUUUGGAACUAACUGAAACAUUAGGCUUUCUUGACCAACAUCAGCGCCCAGCCAUACAAAUACUGUCAUGCCCACAGACGUAUUCAAAGUCUCGCACAGAGGUCGCUCUGUUUUAGUUUUGACAAACUCAUGGUCAGGUGUCCGGACACUUUUGGUCAUAUAGUGUGUGUGUGAAUCCGUGGACGAUGAGUGGCGCUGAUUUCACACAGGUUUUCUGUUCUUUUGCUCAGUAGAGAGAAACGUGGGAGACCUGGUCUUUUUUAAAAUGAACUCGUGUGAACUGGCCGGGGUUUGUAGUUCCUCCGUCCGUGUCGGCUGUGGUCCUGAUGUUGCUGUGCGUCUCACAGUGGGGUUGGAACAGUCACUUAUGUGUACAGUAUCUAUAUUAUAUAUGAUAUAAAUAUAUAUAAAUAUAAAUCACCCUGCAAAUGCACAUCACAUUAUAAGCUAUCUUUUUUACUUUCCGAUCCUGAGAUCCUUUUAUUUUGCCAUAGUUAUUUUUUUAUAUGAUUUCGCCUCGACGUGUCUCACGAUCACGUUCUGGCCGGAGCGUCGGUGUAUUAACCAGCAGACAUGCAGAGACGAGAGAACGAGGGCGAAAGAAAGAUGAAUUCGUGCGAAGUGUCUAAUCUAUGCAUUCUUCUAGAUCCGAGGACGAUUCGAGGAUAAAAGGACGCCUCGCCUUGCGUGUCCCAGGACAGUUCCAGAUAAAAAAGAUAACAGACUGAAAUGAAAAGAUAUUUUUAUUUUAUUUAUUUGAUUUUAUAUGGUAUGUAACGGUUUCGCUGUAAUCUAUUCUAUGCUUGCGUGUUCUCUUCACCGUGCCUCACUCCACAGAUCACGCCGUAGUUCUGAAGAUAAACAAAAGAAGAAGAAACUAUUGAAUCCAAAAACCUGUACAGUCCACAUUCACUCACAGAUCUGUCCUGCUCAUUACUUGGUGUGCUGUCAUUUUGUGUCCAAUACUAUGAAGGAAACGAAUAUUCAACUGCUUUUGUUUGUUCAGCACAUUAAUUCCCUUUAAGACUCCUUUCCAGUCUUCGGACGCCUCGACCAGGCAGCAGAGUCGGCCAGGACAGAGAGUCCAGGCACAGCCAAAUGGGACUGUUCGGACACCCGGGCAGGUCAAUCGAACCGUCAGGGAUUCUAGUGUAAGAGCUGGAGAUGUCAGGAGUGGUGGCUAGCACAUUAGAUCUAGCUCGAGCAGCCUGACGUCGUACUUUUUAAUAUAAACAAAAAUUCAUAAACAUGAAUAAAUGUUUUCAGAAGUAUUCAGACGUCACUAAUUGUUAAACCUUAGUGUCAUGCAGCGAAGUUAUUGUUGGCAAUUCAACAAAUUCCAGACGUCUACAGUAAAAAAUAACAGUUUGUUUGCAGCAUUGUGGUUCAUUACUCUUGGUAAGUUGCCCAUUAAUGCUCCAGAGAUAUGAAGGUCCCUCUGAUGGACCAGAUGCAGUUUCCUAAUGCAGGGUUUUUCCAAUUUUUUUUCAAGCGGCCCACAUUUUGUCCAAGCAAUACAUUUUACUCUUUGUGGUUUACAAAUAUGUAACAUAAAGCCUCCACAAGGGGGCAUUUGUGUACAAGUUUAUUUAAUUAUUAUUAUUUUUCUCUGCAACACGUUUUCAUCUACUUAAAAAAAAAACCCUGUCCUAAUGCAACACUCCUGUUUAUAUCUGGGCCUGGAAUUUGCACUAAAAUUGCAUUGACAAGUGCGCAGCCCAAUGGCUAGGUUGUUUCGGCCAUCCUCUCCUUUCCGGACGUUACCCAGUAAAGUCCAUGCGAGCACCAGAUUGGCCGAUAGCACCGCUAAUUUGAACCCUGGAUCCCCAGAUCUCAACAGUAGUGGGUUAGCGUACCUGUCACUGUGCCAACUGAGCGCCCUGCACUGGAACUAUAUAACUGAACAAAAACUGAAGUGGUUGAAUACUUGUUUUCCUUUAGUGUAUUAUCACCUGUUCGUUUGUGGAUUAGUUUUUUGGCGGGAGGUCACCCUCAUAUUCUUUUUUUGCUCAUAUUACAGUUUUCCAAACUGCACCAUGUUUAACUCGUGUAGAUUUGUGUUGUGCAUCUGAGAAACGUUCAGCAGCAGAUCAGAGGAACACGUGGCUCACAGGUUAAAGCACUGGACUCAUAAGUAAGAGGAAGGUUGUAAAUUAAGGUCCCACCACACCCUUGAGAAAGGCCCCAACACUGAUUUGCUUAGAAUGUAUCCUUUUCUUGAGUAGGUGCUUGUCAAAUGUGAUGCAAAAUGUAAACCUGCAUUAUUUAAACGGAGCUGAAUUUUAAAUAAGACGCCUGUAGGAGUCACGAGUCUGUAAUGAUCACGUCUCUCCUUUCAGUUCUGUCUAUUUUCUUUUAAUUUCCUCAGUUUCAGACUGGUUUCCAGUCUCUAAUUGGCUGGAGACUGAGAGAAAAUGACUGACUGGGGAGAUUCACAUUAGAUUCAUAUUAUUAGUUUUGUACUGCCGAGCUGACCAGUGGCUUUCUUCAGAUCACAUACAUGUGGUAUAAAACUCAGCUUCAACACGCUCACCUUCAUUCUGGUGGAAACAAUGGCUUCUUCUACUCUACACGACUUUGUACCCAUACUAAAUGUAACCUGUUGUGAGAAUAAACAGCAUUAGAACACAAA